Messenger RNA from Aspergillus mulundensis, 858 nucleotides. Its product is annotated as sulfotransferase family protein. The transcript has 3 exons. The record is from RefSeq and is a predicted model, not a curated record. Lineage: Eukaryota; Fungi; Ascomycota; Eurotiomycetes; Eurotiales; Aspergillaceae. Bases 1 to 858 code for a protein of 285 amino acids.
AUGUCUAUGAUGCUCUCCGAUAACCUGGCUCCCCAGCCAGCCACCGAUAUCUUCACCAGCGACACCUGCAUCGACAGGCGGCAAUGCCACCGCACUGUGCCUAUGAAGGUGCUCGCUCUCGGCGUUGGCCGAACGGGAACAGCUUCCCUUCGCAUUGCCCUUGAACGCCUGGGCUACCUCAAGUGUUACCACAUGAUGUCCGCCAGUAUGGAAAACCCUCCAGACUGCUUAAUGUGGCACGAUGCUCUCAACGCCAAGUACGACGGCGUUGGUGAAUUCGGCCGCAAAGAGUGGGAUCAGCUUCUGGGAGACUGCCAGGCUGUUUGCGACUGGCCCGCCUGCGCUUUCGCUAAGGAGCUGAUCGAAGCUUACCCUAACGCAAAGGUCAUUCUGACCACCCGUGAAGUCGAUUCAUGGCACGCAUCCGUCAUGAAGACCGUCUACUGGCGUGUAUCCGACCCCGAGCAUAGCUUCGUCUCGAACUUCAGCUGGGCCGCCAGCAUGUACUACCCCAUGCUGAACAAGUUCUUCAACACCUUUUUCCGUGGUGACUUUCCCAACAAGGGCAAGCAAGUCUACGAAGAUCACGUCGCAGAAGUCCGCAGCCUCGUUCCCCCAGAGAGACUCCUCGAAUACAAGAUCAGCGACGGCUGGGCCCCGCUGUGCGAGUUCCUUGGCGAGGAAGUCCCUGACACUCCCUUCCCCCGCGGAAACGACAUGGCCGACUUCUUCAAGCGCUGCCGUGGCCGCAACAGGCGCCAGAUGGCCAACGCUGCUCUUCAGGCCAUCACCAUGGGCGGUGCUAUCAUCGCCGCUGGGUUCGCUGCUACCAUGGCGUUCAAGCGUUUCUCUCGAUGA